AUGGAACCAACACGGAUGAAGGUCGUCUUCUUUGAUCUGGACGGCACGCUUUUCGACCACGACCAUUCGCUACGCCUUGCGAUAUCCGCCAUACAGAGGAAAUAUUCUGGCCUCGCGGGGAAGAAUGUCGAGGAAUUGACUGGCCAGUACAACGCUGCUCUUCAACGAGCUUAUGAUGCUUACCUGGACAAGACGAUUACAUACGAAGAGGCCGACAUCCGGAAGAUUCACCUAUUCUUUGCAUCGCUUGGCUUGCCUGAACCCAGCCUUGACGAGGUCCAGGAGUUUCGUGACGCGUACAAGGUUGUUUACAGAGAGAAUCGGAGAGCAACGCCAGGGAGUAUCGAGGCUCUGGCCCGACUGCGUGAACAUGGAUUCCGCAUUGCCGUCAUCACCAACGGGCAGGUCGAGGACCAGGCAGCCAAGGCCAAGGCCAUCGGCAUAAUGCAUUUAAUCGACCGCAUUAUCACUUCUGAGGAAACUGGAUACCGAAAGCCUGAUUGCCGUAUCUUCCAAUAUGCCAUUGAACAGCUCGGCGCUUCUCUCGACACGACAUGGAUGAUAGGCGACUCAGCCGACUCUGACAUCAAGGGUGCCUUGGAUGCGCAGUUGGCUGCCAUCAUGUACUCC
Molecule: messenger RNA, 630 nt
Organism: Trichoderma virens Gv29-8
Lineage: Eukaryota; Fungi; Ascomycota; Sordariomycetes; Hypocreales; Hypocreaceae
Exons: 1
Source: RefSeq, a predicted model, not a curated record